Messenger RNA from Exophiala aquamarina CBS 119918, 936 nucleotides. RefSeq lists its product as uncharacterized. The transcript is spliced from 6 exons. NCBI's taxonomy places the organism in Eukaryota, Fungi, Ascomycota, Eurotiomycetes, Chaetothyriales, Herpotrichiellaceae. Bases 1 to 936 code for a protein of 311 amino acids. Gene Ontology annotation, cellular component: ribonucleoprotein complex; nucleus; cytoplasm. The record is from RefSeq and is a predicted model, not a curated record. Gene Ontology annotation, molecular function: mRNA binding.
AUGGCCGACGUGUCCUCUACUCGCCUCUAUCUGGGCAAUCUUCCCCGCAACAUCACAAAGCAGGAUAUUGAAGACCACUUCAGCACACAUGGAGCUGGUACCAUCAAGGAAAUCAAGCUAAUGAACGGCUUCGGUUUCAUCGAAUACGAGGAUGCCAUGGAUGCUCGCGAUGUGGUUCCAGUAGAUGGAACUGAGUUCAAGGGUGAGCGAUUGACCGUUCAGUUCGCUCGAGGCCCGCGCCGCAAGGAUGACUUUUCUGGCCCUCCGGAUCGUAAUGUGCCUCGCCCCCGUCGUACCAUCUAUCGCAUGCAGAUUACUGGUUUGCAACCCGAGACCAGCUGGCAGGAUCUGAAAGAUUUCGCUCGAAAUUCUGGCCAACUCGAUGUCGUCUACUCCGAGACGGGACGUGAACGCGACGGCAAAGGCUUCGUCGAAUUCGAAACUAGCGCCGAUCUCAAGACUGCCGUUGAAAAACUAGAUGGACAAAGCUUCAAGAAUGCUACUGUCCACUGUAUUGCAGAUAUUCAAGAAGAACGAGCGGAUGCCAGGAGUUAUCGCCAACGCAGCCCACCACGCGGUCGCUACGGUCCUCCGGAUGACUGGGACCGCCGUCCGCCUCCACCAAGAGGCUACAGUCCACGAGGCUACCGUGAGCGCUCUCCUGGCCGUCGCCCACCACCUGACGACUACUACGACCGAGGCUACGGACGACGAAGCCCACCUCGAGGAUAUGAUGGGCCGCCACCUCCUAGGAGGUACGAUAUUGAUCCAUAUGAUAGCCGAGGUCCACCACCUGCUGCACGAGGAUACGGUGACCCAUAUGCAAGAAAUGGAGAUCCGUACGCUCGUCCUCGAAGCCCGCCUCGUUACGGAGGCUAUGGGUCUGGAGGAGGUGGUGGAGGCUACCCUGCCUAUGACGAUCGCCGUGGAUACUAG